Messenger RNA from Tripterygium wilfordii, 3895 nucleotides. Its product is annotated as protein argonaute 10-like. Gene Ontology annotation, cellular component: cytoplasm. NCBI's taxonomy places the organism in Eukaryota, Viridiplantae, Streptophyta, Magnoliopsida, Celastrales, Celastraceae. Bases 509 to 3511 code for a protein of 1000 amino acids. The record is from RefSeq and is a predicted model, not a curated record. The transcript has 22 exons. Gene Ontology annotation, biological process: regulatory ncRNA-mediated post-transcriptional gene silencing. Gene Ontology annotation, molecular function: protein binding; RNA binding.
GCUGCGCGAUCGGUUCAGGACCCGAAACGGAAGAAAGAAAGUGAUAGAGAGACAGAGACGGGAUUUUAAAAGCAAAAGCAAUGGAAAGAGAGAGAGGGGAGGGGCACAGGGGGCUCACCACCUCAAAAGGCCUUUUACACGUGAUAAAGAAAACACCAAAAGCACUUGCAUGCGUGUAUAAAGAUUCAUCAUUUUCAUCUUCUCUCUUCCUCUCUUCAGUCUUCAAACCCCGAAUUCCCCCUCCAACAAAACCAUACUCAGAAUCUCAGACACCGACCAGUUUUGCUUUUUUUUUUUUCCCACCAAUUCCAGGUCUUUGCCUCCCUCUCUGUGCAGUGAAGGAGUUACUAUUUUAUCUGGGUGAGCAGCAGCUAUAGUCCCCAUUUUGUGAGGCAAAUAAGCAAACAUUAGGAGGGCUUGCGUAUGUGCCAUUCGGUGAAAAGAAACAACUUGUGAACGCUUUGCAUAUAAAUUUCAGGGAGGAGAGAAAAAGAAGCAGAAAACAGACAUGCCUAUAAGGCAGAUGAAAGAGAGCUCAGAGCAGCAUCUUGUGAUCAAAACCCACUUUAAAUACUCUAUGAACCCACCCCAGAAAACUCCAAAAACUGCUCAAAAUGGGAAAGGUCCACCACUCCAAGAACACCAAAACACUAAAAUCCAGAACCAGCCUUCACCCCCUUCAAGAAAUAGAGGAAGAAGAAGGGGAAGAGGUGGUAGAAAAUCUGAUCAAGGUGAUGCCUGUCUGAGACCCAGUUCCAGGCCUUGUACCGUUGCCUGUAAGCCGGUAAACCCAGCCGGUGAUAGUUUGGAAACAACUCCAAACGUGUCUACUGAAAAUGGGGGCAGUGUUUGUGAAAUGGAGAUGGGUUUCCCUACUUCGAGCAAGUCUUUGAGUUUUGCUCCUAGGCCUGGUUAUGGCCAAGUUGGGACAAAAUGUAUAGUCAAGGCGAACCACUUCUUAGCCGAGUUACCAGAAAAGGACUUGAACCAUUAUGAUGUCACCAUCACCCCUGAAGUGGCAUCAAGAACUGUGAACAGAGCCAUUAUGGCAGAGCUUGUAAGGCUGUACAAGGAAUCUGACUUAGGCAUGAGACUGCCUGCCUAUGAUGGCAGAAAGAGUCUUUACACAGCUGGUGAGCUUCCUUUUGCUUGGAAGGAGUUUACUAUUAAGCUUGUAGAUGAAGAUGAUGGAAUAAAUGGCCCCAAACUACAUACCGAUCCACAACUUCGCAGAAGAGAAAGACAGUAUAGAGUGGUAAUUAAAUUUGUUGCUCGGUCGAAUUUGCAUCAUCUAGGCCAGUUUUUGGCUGGUAAGCGUGCUGAUGCUCCACAGGAAGUUCUGCAAAUUCUUGACAUAGUGUUAAGAGAGCUCUCAGUAAAGAGGUAUUGUCCCAUCGGGAGAUCUUUUUUCUCUUCUGAUAUAAGAGCACCACAAAGGCUUGGGGAUGGCUUAGAGUCCUGGUGUGGCUUUUACCAGAGUAUAAGGCCUACCCAGAUGGGCCUGUCCCUGAAUAUUGAUAUGGCUUCAGCUGCUUUCAUUGAGCCACUUCCUGUCAUAGAGUUUGUUGGCCAACUUUUGGGGAAAGAUGUUCCAUCUAGGCCAUUGUCUGAUUCUGAUAGCGUGAAGAUUAAAAAGGCCCUUAGAGGAGUCAAAGUUGAAGUAACUCAUAGGGGUAAUGUAAGAAGAAAGUAUCGUGUUUCUGGAUUGACGUCUCAGCCGACAAGAGAACUAGUGUUUCCUGUUGAUGAGAACUCGACCAUGAAGUCAGUUGUUGAAUACUUCCAAGAAAUGUAUGGAUUCACCAUUCAACAUAGUCAUCUACCUUGCCUCCAAGUUGGAAACCAGAAGAAGGCAAGUUAUUUACCCAUGGAGGCAUGCAAAAUUGUUGAGGGACAACGAUACACAAAAAGGUUAAAUGAGAAACAAAUCACUGCUCUCCUAAAAGUUACGUGUCAAAGACCAAGGGAGCGGGAAAAUGACAUUUUGCAGACGAUUCAACAUAAUGCUUAUGAUCAAGACCCUUAUGCAAAGGAGUUUGGGAUCAAAAUCAGUGAAAAGCUAGCUUCUGUCGAGGCUCGAAUUCUCCCCGCUCCUUGGCUAAAAUAUCAUGAAACUGGGAAAGAAAAGGAUUGUUUACCUCAAGUUGGUCAGUGGAAUAUGAUGAAUAAGAAAAUGAUUAAUGGGAUGACAGUAAAUCGGUGGGCAUGCAUUAACUUCUCACGAAGUGUUCAAGAGAAUGUUGCUCGUGGAUUUUGUAGCGAGCUUGCACAAAUGUGCCAAGUAUCUGGCAUGGAAUUUAACCCAGAUCCAGUAAUUCCAAUUUACAAUGCUCGUCCUGAGCAAGUGGAAAAGGCUUUGAAGCAUGUUUAUCAUGUGUCCAUGAACAAAACCAAAGGAAAAGGGCUGGAGCUUCUAUUAGCAAUCUUACCUGAUAAUAAUGGCUCCCUCUAUGGAGAUCUAAAGCGGAUAUGUGAAACUGAUCUUGGCUUACUAUCACAAUGCUGUCUCACAAAACAUGUUUUCAAAAUCAGCAAGCAGUACUUGGCUAAUGUGUCGCUUAAGAUCAAUGUAAAGAUGGGCGGUAGAAACACUGUACUUUUGGAUGCUAUCAGUUGCAGAAUACCUUUAGUUAGCGACAUACCAACCAUUAUUUUUGGAGCUGAUGUCACUCAUCCAGAGAAUGGGGAAGAUUCAAGCCCCUCAAUAGCUGCUGUAGUAGCUUCUCAGGACUGGCCUGAAGUGACGAAAUAUGCUGGAUUAGUAUGUGCUCAAGCUCACAGACAGGAACUCAUUCAGGAUUUGUACAAAACAUGGCAAGAUCCUGUUCGUGGGACUAUUAGUGGUGGCAUGAUCAGGGAUCUUUUAAUUUCCUUUAGGAAGGCAACUGGCCAGAAGCCACUGAGGAUAAUAUUUUACAGGGAUGGUGUAAGUGAAGGGCAGUUCUAUCAAGUUCUACUUUAUGAGUUAGAUGCAAUACGGAAGGCUUGUGCUUCACUAGAACCAAAUUAUCAGCCACCAGUAACUUUCAUUAUAGUACAAAAACGACACCAUACUCGGCUGUUUGCCAACAGCCACAGGGACAGAAGUAGCACAGACAAGAGUGGGAAUGUAUUACCUGGCACUGUGGUUGAUACUAAAAUCUGUCAUCCAACGGAAUUUGACUUUUAUCUCUGCAGCCAUGCUGGAAUACAGGGGACAAGUCGACCAGCUCACUACCAUGUUCUCUGGGAUGAAAACAAUUUUACAGCGGAUGGAAUUCAGUCUUUAACCAACAACCUCUGUUACACGUAUGCAAGGUGCACCCGUUCUGUCUCUGUUGUUCCUCCAGCAUAUUAUGCACAUCUGGCUGCUUUCCGUGCUAGAUUCUACUUGGAACCAGAUGCGCAACUGCAAGAGAACAGCUCUAAUGGCAGUGGCCAUGCUACUAAGACCACACGAGCAGGAGAAAAUGGUGUCCGGCCAUUGCCCGCUCUAAAAGAGAACGUGAAGAGAGUAAUGUUCUACUGUUAAACUUGCUAGUGCUGCCAUUUCUGGAAGACCGGCCUGUGCCAAUAGAUCCUUCAUUUCUCAGAUUCCUUUGUAAAUUAUCAGCAAUAGAUAUGCAUAAUCGCAAGGUUUUCCCUUCUAGGCAGUGGUUAAUGUCGAAAGUUGAGGUCAUGGUCCUUGAAAGUUGAUAGAAAUCGUAAGUGUAGGGUGAGAUGUCAAAUGCUUCAUAGAGGGAAGAAUGUAAAAGUAGGGCUCAUGUAAAGAAACGUUUUUAUGUAUGAAUCGAUCAUAUAUAUGCAGGAAGUUUUGUCUCUUGUGGCAUCAGUUUCUCUCGCACUGUGUAUUGCCUCUGAAACAAUUGUAGAGCAACAGAACUUGACGAGGCUAUAUGGGUCUAAACUAGGGUUG